AUGAUUCAUCAUUGUGGCAUUCCCCGACCGGAGCACCAGGCCUCUGGUUGCGCGGUCCGGUCAUACAAUCGUUAUUAUGCCAGACCGGCCGCCUACCUGGAGUUCCUGAUGACUUCACCCUCCUUCUUGUCGGCCACCACCCCGGUCGACGUCCAUUCUUUUCCGGCGCCUUUGCGCCAGUCUGUCUCUCCUCUGGCCGCCGCGGCUGCUGCCGCCCCGGCCCCAGUCGCACCCAUCGACUGCCUCCCUCCGGCGCCUUUGCGCCUGCCUGUCUCUACCGCCUCGCCCUCCCGACUCCCGGUGCGUCGACACCGGCCUGUCAUUUCUUCGGGAGCCUCCUCCCCGUCCCUCCUUCCGGUGCCUCGGCGCCUUCCAGUCUCUAUCUCGUCCUCCCCUCCGGCCAUGCCUCACCGCGCGCAGGUGACGCAGGCCAGCCGCCAACGCCGCCGGGACCCCGUCCCCCACACUCUUUCGCGGAUCCGCCGUGACCGCCGCCCUCAGCCUCCCACCGGGGGAGGCUGCCACUCGUUAAUCCCCGGCCGCCAGCCAUUCGUUCCACCACACCGGGUGGUAGGGCCUCUUCGGCCUAUCCUUGGCGCCAGCGCGGGCGUCAAGCCGAAGAGGUGUGUCCACUUCGGUGAGGUUUCGGUCGUCGAAAUCGACCGGUGGGUUGAUACCCGCAUCCAUAUAUUUAGCGGGUGGUAA
Messenger RNA from Aspergillus candidus, 705 nucleotides. RefSeq lists its product as uncharacterized. The transcript has a single exon. The record is from RefSeq and is a predicted model, not a curated record. Bases 1 to 705 code for a protein of 234 amino acids. Lineage: Eukaryota; Fungi; Ascomycota; Eurotiomycetes; Eurotiales; Aspergillaceae.